Rubroshorea leprosula is the source of this 1425-nucleotide messenger RNA. NCBI's taxonomy places the organism in Eukaryota, Viridiplantae, Streptophyta, Magnoliopsida, Malvales, Dipterocarpaceae. The record is from the annotation of a GenBank genome assembly.
UUUGACUCAUAAAGCAAUAUUCCAUCAAUCAUAGCCAUGGAAUUUACCAUUACAUUGUUUCUGCUGCUCCUCUCUUGUUCUCAUCUUUCUUUCCCCGUCUCAUGCAAUGUAAACCAAAUCCAGAGUCUAGACAAGUUGAUUAAGUCCCAAAAAUCUACCAACCCUCCUCGCAGUGAACCAUGGAGUACUGAGUUAGAUAUUGGCACCGAAAGCAAUUUCUCUCCGCCGGUGUAUCUCGGUUCCCAAGAAGGGUUGAUGAAGGCUGACAAGAUUGAGGCAUUACCGGGACAGCCGCAUGGAGUGGACUUUGAUCAGUAUGCAGGAUAUGUAACAGUAGAUGCCAAGGCAGGAAGAGCACUGUUCUACUACUUCGUGGAGUCUCCUCACAAUUCUUCCACCAAGCCUCUGGUUCUAUGGUUAAAUGGAGGUCCAGGAUGUUCUUCUUUCGGAUAUGGAGCCAUGGAAGAGCUGGGACCUUUCAGAGUUAACAGUGAUAAUAAGACACUCUACCGGAACCCAUAUGCAUGGAACAACGUGGCGAAUGUGAUCUUCUUGGAGUCACCAGCAGGUGUCGGGUUUUCCUAUUCAAAUAGGUCCUCCGACUACGCCAACGUUGGUGACAAGAAGACAGCAGAGGACUCCUACACUUUCCUAGUGAACUGGCUUGAAAGAUUUCCCCAAUACAAAACCAGGGAUUUCUUCAUAGCAGGAGAGAGUUAUGCUGGACACUACGUUCCACAGCUUGCUUACACCAUUCUCUCUAAGAACAAGAAAUUAAAUAAAACUGUGAUUAACCUCAAAGGAAUUGCAAUUGGUAAUGCCUACAUAGAUUAUAACACAACUAUAAAGGGAAUGCUUGACUACUAUUGGACACACGCUCUCAACUCCGACGAAACACAUGCAGGAAUUUACAAGUACUGCGACUUUGUUACCGGUAACUUUUCUGAUAUUUGUCUUCGGUAUCAAAUCAAAGUCUUAGCUGAGAUGGGAGACAUCAAUAUUUUCAAUAUUUAUGCCCCCUCCUGCAAUUUAUCAGCUACAUCAUCUGGCUCGGUUUCUGUUGAGAAUUUUGAUCCUUGCUCUUCCUAUUACGUGGAUUCUUACCUAAAUCUGGCUGAGGUACAAGUAGCUCUUCAUGCAAAUGCGACGCAGUGGUCAGGUUGCAGCCCUGUGGGAUGGACAGACAGCCCAACAACUAUUCUACCCAUAAUAAAGCGGUUAAUGGCAAGCAGAAUUAGGGUGUGGAUAUACAGUGGCGAUAUGGAUGGCCGAAUUCCAGUUACGUCCUCCAGGUACUCAAUCAACGCCCUCAAAGUCCCAGUUGAGAAAGCCUGGCGCCCAUGGUACUCUGGUGGAGAGGUAACAUAUCUUUCCCUCCAAUUCAAUAAGUUUAGUUAGGGCUUUAACCUUUUAAUGUAUCCCAGU